Molecule: messenger RNA, 2857 nt
Organism: Limanda limanda (common dab)
Lineage: Eukaryota; Metazoa; Chordata; Actinopteri; Pleuronectiformes; Pleuronectidae
Gene: cstf1
Product: cleavage stimulation factor, 3' pre-RNA, subunit 1
Exons: 6
Coding region: 75-1370 (431 amino acids)
Biological process (GO): mRNA 3'-end processing
Cellular component (GO): mRNA cleavage stimulating factor complex
Molecular function (GO): RNA binding; protein binding
Source: RefSeq, a predicted model, not a curated record
GUUGAGUCCAGGAGCGCCAUUGAAUCCUAGCACAGAGCAGCUGAGUUGUGUUGUCCUGGUCCCGGUGACCCAACAUGUAUCGACCCAAGCCGACUCUGAAGGACCGGCAGCACCUGUACAAGCUCAUCAUCAGCCAGCUCCUCUACGAUGGCUACACCAGCAUCGCCAACAGUCUCAUCAACGAGGUGAAGCCCCCGGCCAUCGUGUCGCCCUCCGAGCAGCUGAUGCAGCUGGCGAAGACAGGGAUGGAGAAUGACGACAGUGCGGUUCAGUAUGCCAUCGGGCGCUCGGAUACGGUGGCACCUGGAGUGGGUAUCGAUAUGGAAUUCGAUGCUGACAUGCAGUCAAUGUCUCCAGAGGCAUCAGAGUAUGAGACCUGCUAUGUAACAUCUCAUAAGGGUCCCUGCCGGGUCGCCACCUACAGCCGCGAUGGCCAGCUGAUUGCCACAGGCUCUGCUGACGCCUCCAUCAAGAUCCUGGAUACCGAGCGCAUGCUGGCCAAGAGUGCCAUGCCCAUUGAGGUGAUGAUGAAUGAGACAGCUCAGCAAAACAUGGAGAAUCACCCCGUGAUUCGGACACUGUACGACCACGUUGAUGAAGUCACCUGUCUCGCCUUCCAUCCGAGUGAACAGAUUCUGGCUUCCGGCUCAAGAGAUUACACCCUCAAACUGUUUGACUACUCCAAGCCCUCAGCAAAAAGAGCGUUUAAAUAUAUACAGGAAGCAGAAAUGUUGCGCUCAAUCUCCUUCCACCCAUCGGGUGACUUCCUGCUGGUGGGAACGCAGCACCCCACCCUCCGCCUCUAUGAUGUCAACACCUUCCAGUGCUUUGUGUCCUGUAACCCGCUGGACCAGCACACAGACACCAUCAGCGGUGUCAGCUACAACCCCUCGGCCAACACCUACGUCUCCUGCAGCAAGGAUGGCAGCAUCAAGCUCUGGGACGGUGUCUCCAACCGCUGCGUGACCACCUUCGACAAGGCCCACGAUGGCGCGGAGGUUUGCUCCGCCGUCUUCUCCAAGAAUUCCAAAUACAUCCUGUCCAGUGGCAAAGACUCCGUGGUGAAGCUGUGGGAGAUCUCUGCAGGCCGGACGCUGGUCAAGUACACAGGUGCAGGUUUGAGCGGACGUCAGAUGCAUCGCACGCAGGGCGUGUUCAACCACACGGAGGACUACGUGUUGCUGCCUGACGAGCGCACCAUCAGCCUGUGCUGCUGGGACUCACGCACGGCUGAGAGGAAAAACCUGCUGGCUCUGGGACACAACAACAUCGUGCGCUGUAUCGUCCACUCGCCCACCAACCCCGGCUUCAUGACCUGCAGCGAUGACUUCAGGGCUCGUUUCUGGUACCGCCGCACCACCACAGACUGAGACUCCCGUGUUUCCACUUUACUGAUGUUCCUCCCCAUUUCAUACUCCCACCCGAACAGAGACCCGAUCAGAAUGUUGGACUCUUCUGCUGAACUCAUAACAAACUUUCUGUUGAUCUGUGUCAUCUUACAUUUUGAUUUCAUUUGAAACUGUGCAGUGGAGUUUUGGGGACAGAUCUUUAUAAAACAUGUUUUCAUGAGCUCUACACUAAAAAUAGCGCACCCACUUGAUUUGAUGAAUCCAUAUAGACUUUGGAAUAUCAUUUUUAAGAAUCUAUUGGUAUAUUUCCUAUUUUUAUCAAAGAGCGUGGCCCUUUCAUUUUGACAGCAGGUCUUAUCAAUGACAUUUUGUAUUGCUCUCACUCAAAACCACUCAGUAGCACUCAAAUAUACCUUGCUUGUGUUUCGACUUCAUGCACUCCGGCUUCAGCUCUUCUCCUCAUGCUCAUGUUUCUGCAGCAUAUGGAGCGUCUGCUCCCAGAUAAUUUUUCUGCUUUGAUUAUUGAUUAUCCUUUUUUUGUCCAACCUGCCUGUCAAAAUACCCAUCCAGUAGAAGACCAGGUGUAGUUAUGACAAUUGAUGUUCGUUGGUGCUGUUCCCAUGAAAUACAGAGGGAUAGAAACAGGGCAGCAUCUCUUUUGAUUUCGUAGUUGGCAGCAGCAGUUUUCCCAUAUUAUACAAACGUAAGCUUCUUGAUUUUGCAACUCCUCGCUGACCACGGAUAUGCUGGACUGGUAAUUUUUCUUCAAGCACACUGAUGAGAAGCCAGUAUUGUGAUAAAGCUCUGGAAGGCGUGAGUGCAUUAACUUGCUUAAAGUUACUACCUGUACAGGACUCUCAAUGACGUAAAGCUAACACUGCCAUAAUGAGGGUGAGACAAUUUCACUCAUCUCCACUACACCCAGUAUUCCAUUGGUUGUGAAAUUUCGAUGCAUGAAAAAUCACAGAGCAGAGGAGAAAUCUGAGAAGUUUGAGCACACAGAAGCAAGGUGAGCGUGAGAAGAGCUGAAGCUGGAGCGCAGGAAAUCUAAGCACAAACAGGGUAUAUUUGAGUGCAAGUGCAGGGUUUAGAGUGAAAGCAUUACAAAAGCUAAAUGUGAAAUCAGUGCUCUCAAACUGUAAGACCGCACUCGUGAGUUAAGAGAGGAAAAAAACUCCAUAAGAAUCAGAAUGUACAUUACCUGCUGAUGCUUUUCCCUGUGACUUGAAGGCCGACAGGAAGGUGAAUAAUGAUUAGAACAAGAAAUACCUGUUUCUGUGUCUGUAUGGGGACCUGACUGUUUUAAGUCGAAUUUGAGUGGGUAAGUGAAUGGAAACACCUUGUGAGUGAUGCACUGAACUUUAGUCCGACUUCUCUUUGUGGAAACUUCAUGUGUAACCCUCACAUCUCACACGUUUAUGUCGUCAUUUUGACCACAGAGCUGGGUUUGUUAUCUUUUCCACUUUUAUACAAUGUCCUUGAUUUUUCUUUUUAUUAAACUAUUAAAA